UAAAGCCGUAGAGAACCAUUUAUGCGAUAACUCCACUUAUUUAAGUCGCGUCUUAUGUAAGUCGCGUCUUAUUUUGUCUCGUAUAAAUGGCCCUAUUGUAUCUGAUAUUCUUACUGUAUUCUUUUUGAAGUAUUUGAAGUACAUCAUUAAACGUUUGAGUGCAUUUUUGCCAUUCUGGCAUACGUGUAUGUUUCCUGAUAAUACUAAAAAACUUUGACGGCUUACAAUGUGCGAGUUUACAUGUAGUAUAUUUUGUCUAUUUGUUCUAGGUGAUGAGUGUUGUAGAAAAACAGAUAAAAGAAACUUUAAAGGAGAAACAACCGACCUUAGAUGUUUUUAAAGUAAUGUAUUAUAUAAUAUAAUAGGGAUCGUUUCGUCAACGCGACGACGGCUAUUCACUCAAUGAUAUUCCUUAUCUUGUAGAGAAGAACUGAAUAAUUAAAACCCCACGGCAGUUAGAGACAUUGCGUUAGCGCUUUUUACAUUAGCUAACUAUCAAGAAAAUGUUGUCACACUUGUUCUAUCGAGUUCAGUUAGAACGUUUUAAACGCUACAUAAUAAGAAUGGAGGCGGCCAUUUUGUUGUGAGCUCAUUAGUUAUUCUGCUCAUGUGAAUAUAGAGGCCAAUUAUAAACCAAUAUCUAUCAACUGUUAAGGCCCAUUUCCACUCAGGAAAAUUUUCCGCAGAAAGAGAAUUUUGUAAAUGUGAUUUAACAUUUCCAACUUUUAAAAAUAAUAUUUUCAGAAAAUUGCAAGUCUAAACGGGGCUUAAGCCAGGAUGUAACACAAAUACCUUUCCCAUAAAAGUCAUAACAUAGUGUUUUUCACAAAAUAAGUCAAUACACUUUUCGAUAAUUACAUCACGGGCAUCCAGGUAUUCAUUCACAAUUCAUGAUAACGAGGCUCCCGGGCCAAGAAAAUUCGUAUUGUAACCCAAUUAUCGAAAGGGUGUAUUUUCAGCAAGCAAGAUACAUUUGUAGAGCGGGAAGCACUUGUUGUGUCGUAUAAUAGUAUAAUACUAUUUUUGUAUGUCAUAUGAAACCUCCGAAAAAGUCAAUAUUUGUUCUGCCCAAAAUGAUUAUUCACUCCUCAUAUUAAUAUGGACAUGACUUAGGUUAAAACUCUUCAAUCAAAAUGGUACUAUCGUUUCUUUUAGACCUACAUAAACAACUUAAAAGUUGAUAAUAUCAUUGGUAUGAUCCAAGGAAGUGGUACAAGCAUAGACCUAAAAUCAAAACCUGUUGCGUAAGUCAUUAUUUGAAGUUACUGUAUAUAUCUUUCUCUCUAGUCUUAUGCGCGUUGCAGGCAUGCGCAAAUAAGCAGAUGUUUCAUGAUUUCGUGAACUUGUAUAGCUCUACAGUAUAAGAAUUAACCAGAAAACAAUGUAAAGUUUGAGUAAAAUGUAUAUAGUUUUUGAACAUUUUACCUGACAUGUGCGAUUUAAUUUUCAUGUAUACUUAAUGUAUACUUAAUUAAGCCACUUCCGGGCUAGUUCUCCAGCGGAAAGCUAAGUCUGCGUUUGCACAUGACGUACGAAAUAACAAAAGCUAAUUUUCCAACUUUUCGUCGGCCAACAGCCAAAUGAUUUUUCCGACGAUGGCAUUUGUCGAGCAAAUCGCAUCUGUUUACAAACAUAAUUUCGAUCAAAAACACCAAUGCUGGGCUGCCUAUGGUUAUAUGUAUGUUGAUUGUAUUUAUCUUCCCUUUCAUGGAAUCAUCAGCCAUUUACGAGAAAGAAUCGUACCAGAACUAAUAGAGUUGGUUAAAAACCAGGUACUGUAUAUUGUUGUAACAGUGUUUCACAUCAUCACAUGAAGAAUUGAAAUAAAUUCUUUUGAUGAUGAUUAUCACGAUGGUGAUGGAUGUAAUGAUAGGUGAUGAUGAUGUAAUAUGAUGUAAUAAUGAUGUAAUGUGAAUGUAUGUGAUGAUGAUGUAAUGAGAAUGUAAUGUUGAUGUAAUGACAAUGUGACGAUGAUUUAAUGAUUAAUGAUUAUGAUGCGAUGAUGAUGGCGAAGAUGAUGUGAUAAUGUGGUGGCGAUGACGACAGAUAAACUUUAAUUAACCACGCUAACGUUGCAACUAAAGCUAAUUUCCGCAAUGGGGGCGUGUGCUCAGGAAUUGAAACAAAUUUAGCAAAAAGUUUUUUAAUCUUUCUUCCAGAGACUGAAUCUCCUAGUAGAAGGCACAAGAUUUGAAAAACAAGUUGUAAGAAAAAAAGCAAAAGGUUGGUUUUCACCAAAUAUCGCUCACAUUUUCCACCUGCCGCCUUGCAUAUAGUUCUACCAAAGUUUAUAUAUUUAUUUUGUUUGGCAGAUAAUAAAUACUGGUACUGUAGAUUAUCCCAGAAUCGAAGAUUUCUUCAUUACGGCAGUUGCGACGAAGGAUCUAAACCGAACACGGACCAACUUCCCAACAAAUGUUAGUAUUUCACCAUGGAUCAUUUCACUAUUUAACGUUCAUCAUUUUAAGGGAAGCCUCACAUAUCGAUUUUGUCCACGAGAAACGUCAUAUGUUCGUUUCUCUGGAGACCCCCCCCCCCCCCCUUAGAAACGUCACACAUAGUUAUCGAUAUUUUGUUCUUAUAGUACACAUAAGGUAAUUUUCUACUAUUUUUUUCGGUCGGCUAUUGGCGAUGCUUCCGCUGAGGAAUAUGUCAUCUUCUGCUGACAUACUCUUUUUAUUAAUAUAAGUAUGAACUUCAAAAUUUCCAACGUUUCUCAAAACAACUUUUUUUGCAUGAAAUAUUGAUAAUUUUUGCGCGUUUUUUUUUUUUUUUUUUAAUUUGAGUGUUUUCAAUGCAAGGAAAGCGUAAUAAUAUAAAUGUAUAGGUAUAGAACAGGUAUGGUAUUACGAAUAUAUAGACUGCUGUUUGUAUCAAAUUGUUUUCUUUUUUAUAUUCUGCAAAGAUAAAAACUAUCGAAUUUUUCCAUGUUUACAGAGAAACGUCACAGCUGCCAACCCCCCCCACCCCAAACGAACAUAUGACGUUUCUCGUGGAAAAAAUCGAUAUGUGAGGCUUCCCUUAACUAUCCAUUAUUCAGUUAUAAUUUUAAUUAUGUCGAACAGUGUUUAUAUCUGUGUAUCAUUGCUAUGUCUAUACGGAGUUAUACCAUGGAUUCACUUUACUAAAAACGCUUCAACACCACGCUUCUAUUUUAUUACCAUUUACUAUAUAUUAUCAUUUUAAUAUUGAUAGGUUUAAGCAAAUGUUGUAAAUAACUUCAUAAUUCGCUUUCGAGCGCGACGAUUUUAUAAUAAACCCUUGACAAGUUGUUUGUAGAUCUGUAACAACUGUAUUUGUAUUUAGUCUCUCUCGCCGAAAUAGAAGAUUUAAAGACUGGGGCAGAUUGCCCUCACACACAAGAGGCAAUAAAAAUAAAAAAGGUAGAGGGCGCAUUUAAGGGACCGGUCAUAAAGUAACUGCUAGGGUGGGCUGGAGUGAUUUGGGAUGGGCCAUGGAAAAUCUUUGGGCAGUUUCGAUGGGCCGCCAAUUUUUUUGUAUGUCCACGGUUGGGCCAUCAUCAAACAAAAACCAAUGCAUGUCUACUUCAAAAAAAAAAGAUAUUAAUAAUAAAGUAAACAAAACUAUCCAAAUUAUCAAAUGCAAAUGAUGCUAUUGAAGCCAGUACUUUGUUUAUACAACAACAAAUGGUCGAAUUACAGCAAAUACAACCAACUGGAGAGCAGCUCAGUAUCAAUGUGUUAGUCAAGCUUGGUGGAAUUAUGUGUGUCAAUACAGCGCCGUGUAUAUUUACAAUGUUCAUACCUGCAAGUUUUUUAUUAUAAAAGUGUAUUUUCCCAAUUUAGAUUGCGUGGGUCAUGAAAUUUUUUUUGUAAGAUUAGAUGGGCUUUGAAAUUUUUAUCUACAUCCUAAGAUGGGUCACGGAACUUAUUGGCAAAAUUUGUGAUUUACCUCCAGCCCACCCUAGCAGUUACUUUAUGACCAGUCCCUUAUUGCAACUUGACAUUCAUUCACGUACUGUAUAAUAAUUGAUUAUAUAAUUGAACUGCUUGGAGCAACCUUUGUCCCGUUCUAUAUCUGAUCACAUUAUCUUUCUUGCAGACCCCUGUCCAUCUAGCGUUUUCACUUAUUAUGAAAGAGAAGGCUCCUUUAAAUUUCAUCGCUCCCAAUGAAGAAGCGGUAAGUACCAUGUGUUCGGUGUUCCUAUAGUGCUUUCCGCACUAACCUGUCUAUAACUAUAUAUUGUUGAACUCUGCACUCCGAGAAAGUUAGCUUGAUAUAUUACACGCAUCUGAUGGCCCCUUAAUCUAAUGCCUGCAUGGUAUUAUAUUUUUUUUCUGCAGUUCGACCUUUGGGUGGAUGGUUUAAGCAUUUUAAUUGGGAAAAGUGUAAGUAUAUAAACUGUUACUGGUGAUUUUUUGGUUAAAUUGGACCGAUUGACCACAUUUACAUUGGACCGAUUGACCGCAUUUAUUUUAUACAAGACGCCGUAGACAUCUAUACACAGAGUAAAUACCAUACAGAAGUUUCAUUUAUUAAUUUCAGCGUAAGGGGGAUUUUUUCAGUCCGCCAUGUUCUUAGCAAGUGCCCUAAAGUGAAGAUGUCACCCCCCCUGAAAACAUAUUGAAAUUUAAUGUUCCAGGGGGGUGAGAGCCUCUCUUUAGGGUACUUGCUAAUAACAUGGCCGCCAGAUAUGCAUGCGCAGUAAAAAACUAUACCUAACCUUACGUUUUUCUCGCGAUGUGCGACCCAGGCACGGAUUUUCUGGGGAGGGGUGCGCACCCCCCCAGAAAUGAUUUGCACCCACCCACCCCCAAAGGCAUGUGGCACCCCCGCAAAUUACAUAUAUUUUGAUUUGAUAGUUUCAUAUUUGAUUAU
Molecule: messenger RNA, 4839 nt
Organism: Paramuricea clavata
Lineage: Eukaryota; Metazoa; Cnidaria; Anthozoa; Malacalcyonacea; Plexauridae
Source: the annotation of a GenBank genome assembly